Tarenaya hassleriana is the source of this 883-nucleotide messenger RNA. Its product is annotated as 21 kDa seed protein-like. The transcript has a single exon. Gene Ontology annotation, molecular function: endopeptidase inhibitor activity. The record is from RefSeq and is a predicted model, not a curated record. Bases 67 to 720 code for a protein of 217 amino acids. NCBI's taxonomy places the organism in Eukaryota, Viridiplantae, Streptophyta, Magnoliopsida, Brassicales, Cleomaceae.
UCCCUCUUCGCUCCAAUAACGUUCAACUUCACAUCAUACAACUGCAUAACGAUACACACAAUCACUAUGAAUCCCAAGCUUUACUUCGCGUUUGCCGUAGCCGCGUUUCUCACGGCAAACGCAAACGUAGCCGCUGCAGUUCUCGACACGGACGGCGAAAUUCUCCUCCCCGGCAUCAGUUACCACAUCCUUCCGGCGAAACGUGGCUGCAGCCGUGGCGGUGGCGUCACCGUCAUGUUUAACCAUACCGAGUUCUGUUCCGUUAAAGGAAACGUUAUUCAGGCAAACUCCGUAACCGAGGAAGCAGCUCGUGUAAGAUUCUCAAACUGGGCUCCUAAAGUAGCGUUCGUGCCAGAAUCAACGGAUCUCAUCAUCGAGAUCGAUCUUGGAAUCACGGUUUGCCAGAAAACGCCGUUCUGGGGGAUCGGCGAAUUCGACGGAGAAAGAAACAAGUGGUUCGUCUCGACGGGUGCCGGUUCAGAUGGGUUUGGACCGGGAUCUGUGAACAGUCUCUUCAAGAUCGAGAAAUCGGAAAAUCUUGGUGAUGCUUACAAGAUUGUUUUCUGUCCCUCGAACUGUGAAUCUUGUCGUCCGAUCUGCGGCGAUGUCGGGAUAUUCGAGGAUGAAAACGGCGUUCUGCGUCUGGCAUUGAGCGAUUGGCCCUUUGAGGUUGUGUUCAAGAAGGCUAAGAAGAGGAACAUCUCUACUGAAACAAUGUAACAUGCCGAUGUUUGUCUAAUAAAAGGAUUGUGUUGACUGUUUGUAUGUUAGUAUUGGGGUUAUUUUACAUAUGGAAUAAAACCCUUUGAUGGAAAUUAUGUUAUUUUUACUUGUUUCAAAAAGAUUGUGAAACUAAUUGAGAAAUAAUGUUUUGUGUACAAUA